Molecule: messenger RNA, 1374 nt
Organism: Cladocopium goreaui
Lineage: Eukaryota; Dinophyceae; Suessiales; Symbiodiniaceae
Source: the annotation of a GenBank genome assembly
GAACUGCCCAACCGCGACCGUCGUUUCAUUUCAAUGGUAGUGCCUUCGUCGGCCGAUGAGUAUGAGGCGCAGUGGUGGGGUCAGGCACCUCAAGAGCAAAUCUUCAUCCUGGUGCCGGCCGACCAGUACCAGUGUGGCUAUAUGCCUUGGGCGCAGCAGAACUGGCCCAUGACCUCCCCAGGAGCGUGGCCCAUGGAUUCCAUGGUUGCUCCAUGUCAGCCGCAGAUGCAGAUGCCGCAGAUGUCGCCUCAGGUGCCGAAGGUUGAGCCCUCUCAAGCCGCGCCCGCGCCCGCGCCUGCGGCGCCCCUGCCGCCGCACGUGGCGCCGGCGCCUGCGGUGCCAGUGCCUGCGGUGCAGCCGAUGGCCGUGAACGGCACCAAGACCAGCUGGUCUGACGAACCGAUCGGUGGUGAGGCAGACCUGGAGGCCCAAGAAAACAUGGACGAUUCCGCAGCUCAGGUGAUCAAGGACACCGAGACCUCCGAGCGCCGUCCCACCUCCAGCGCCGCGCGGCGCUUGCGCCGCAAGCGCGCCUCGGAGCGCCAGCGCCAGGCAGAGGCAGAUCCCAAUCCCUAUCCCGAAGAGCUCGACAUGGACCAGCUGCGCAAACGUUUGGAAACAGAUCCCAACGGCGUGGCUGGACAAAUGCGUGGCCAUGUCUACGACUUGGCUCGGGAUCCUUCUCACUGCCGCCUGUUGCAAGAGGUGCUGGAGCGCUGUAGCAGCCGCGAGGGGCAACGCCUUGCUGAGGAGUUGCAGGGCCGUGUUUGGGAGCUAUCGACCUGCCCCCAUGGCAACUUCGUGGUGCAAAAAGUGAUUUCGCACCUUUCGUGUUCUGCCAGUGAGUUCAUCGCGCGCGAAUUGCAGGGCUGGGCGGUGCCUGCCGCCAAGAAUCGCCAAGCUUGCCGCAUCUUAUGCCGACUUCUGGAGUUUCGUGGAAGUGGUGCCACCUGGGACUUGAUCGAUGAAUUGCUGAAGGACGUGGGCAGCCUAUGCCAACACAGCUUUGCACACCAUGUGAUCCAGUCAGUCCUUGAGCAUGGCAAGGCUGAGCACAAGGAGCGGAUCGCUGAUGCCUUGCUGUUGGAUGGAUUCAGGUUUGCGACCCACAAACAUUCCAGCUACCUCAUCGAGAAGGUGCUGUGCUACUGCAGCGAGCGCGACCAAGAGAAGUUGAUCCGCUCCCUCGGAACGAUGCCCAAGCUGCUGGAGUUGGCCAAGACGCCCUACGGUUCGUUCGUGGCCCGUGCGCUCCUUCGAGACGAACGAGUCAAUUAUGAGGGAGCCAUGCGGCUUUUUAAGCAACAUCAAAAGGAGCUUGAAGAGUCCAAACACGGUCUCCGCUUUUUGUUGGAGCUGAAACUUGUGGUUUAG